AUGAAGAGGCAUCUUUCGAUGCUUCGGAUACCACCGCUGCUGUUACUGGUCACCCUGUUUCUUUGUUCGUUAUUGACGUUAGCUCCCGCCGCAACUGCCGCGACCGUGUCGGAACCGGUGACCAAAGUACACAAAGCCGGUGUUUGUGCACUGCGCGGUCAGUGCGGUAAGAAAUCGUUCUUUGGUGGGCAAUUGCCAUGCCCAGAUAACGGGCCAGCUGAGGAACCGGAAGCAUCUGUUAGAAAACAGCUAGUUGAUAUCUGUGGAGCUACUUGGAACGAGGGACCAGUGUGUUGUGACGGAGAUCAGCUUGAAAAUCUCGCCUCCAACCUCAAAAAAGCCGAAAACCUCAUAGCAGCUUGUCCCGCUUGCAAGGCUAAUUUCUUCGACCUUUUUUGCACAUUCACUUGCUCUCCUGACCAAUCUUUGUUUUUGAAUGUCACAUCCACUCAAGAACUCAGAGGCGGAAAGACAAUCGUCACAGAGUUGGAUUAUUUUGUGUCAGAGAAAUUUGGAAGUGGAUUCUUCGAUUCAUGCAAAGAUGUCAAGUUUUCUGCAACCAACGGUUAUGUCAUGGACCUCAUCGGUGGCGGUGCGAAGGACUACAAAGCUUUCUUGACAUUCCUUGGGGAUGAAAAGCCGUUCGGAUCGCCGUUCCAAAUGAACUUUCCUGCUGGCGAUGAAAUGAACGCGCCUAUGGAGCAGAUGGAUAACUCUCCCAAGCGGUGCAAUGAUACAGAUGUAUCGUACCGAUGUUCGUGCGUGGAUUGUCCUUCUGUUUGCCCCGAGCUUCCGGAAGUUCAAACAGGGAAAGAUUGUAAGGUUGGGAUUAUUCCAUGUCUCAGCUUUGCGGUUAUCACCAUAUAUUCUUUAUUACUGUUGAUCAUAGUCGGUGGAUAUUCAGCACAUUCGGCUUGGAAGGUACACCGUGAUAGAAGGGCCGAAAGAUUGAGAUUGUUGCAAGAGAGUGCUCCAAGCGAUGACGAAGAUGAAGGUGAUGUCGUUGAUGCAGGCAUGAUCGAAAGAUCUAGAGGGGAGUACCUCCUCAAUACCUACAUCGAUAAAUUUUUCUCGAGACUUGGGGAAACUUGUGCAUCUUUCCCUACAGUGACGAUAGUGAUCAGUGUUCUAUGUGUCGGUCUACUGAGCUUGGGCUGGCUGAACUUUUCAGUCGAGAAUGAUCCUGUGAGACUAUGGGUUAGCCCUACCUCUGAGGCUGCUAUGGAGAAACAGUUCUUUGACGACAACUUUGGGCCUUUUUAUCGAGCUCAGCAGGCAUUUUUGGUUAACGACACCACUGAUGCUGGACCGUCACCAACUCUCGAUUACGAUGUGUUAGGUUGGUGGUUUGACGUGGAGAACCGUAUCCGGCGGAUGAAGAGUCUGGCCUACGGUGUUACUCUGGACGACGUUUGUUUUAAACCUACCGACUCCGGAUGUGUUGUUCAAUCUAUCACAGGUUAUUUUGGGAACGACUUUUGGAAUCUCAAAGAAGCGACUUGGAAAAAAGAUCUGAGAUCGUGUACAGCACAACCCGUUCAAAGUCAAUGUUUGCCAGAUUUUGGCCAGCCUUUGAAUAAAGAAUUGUUGUUGGGUGGCUGGGAAAAGAGUGGGGAUGUUGCAGAAGCGAAAGCAAUGAUUGUGACUUGGGUUUUGGAGAAUCAUCCGGAGGGAUCCGAGGAGCUUGAAAGAAGCAUGGAUUGGGAAAGGAGCUUAAAAAGCACUUUGAUUGCAGUACAGUCUGAAGCAAAAGAAAGGGGCCUGCGGUUGAGCUUUUCAACAGAAAUCAGUUUGGAAGAAGAACUCAACAAAAGUACCAAUACCGAUGCAAAGAUUGUCGUAAUCAGUUAUAUUGCAAUGUUUAUCUACGCGAGUUUUGCUUUGGGUAGCACCGGUUUUGCAAUUACUCGUAUUUUCAAUCAACCCAGCAAAAUUCUAAUCGAGAGCAAGUUCACUCUUGGGAUUUUCGGCAUAAUUAUCGUCCUGAUGAGUGUUUCUGCCAGUGUGGGAUUGUUCUCUGCAAUGGGUGUUAAGGUAACGCUUAUCAUCGCAGAAGUUAUUCCAUUCCUUGUGCUGGCAGUUGGUGUGGACAAUAUCUUUCUAAUCGUCCACGAAUUCGAACGAGUCAAUCAUUCACAUCUCGGCGAAUCUGUAGAGGUUCGGGUGGGGAAAGCAAUGGGGCGAAUGGGGCCUAGUAUUCUUUUAUCUGCAUCGAGCGAGACAAUUGCCUUUGCUCUUGGAGCCAUCGUAACGAUGCCGGCAGUAAGAAAUUUCGCGAUAUAUGCUGCAGGUGCGGUAUUCAUAAAUGCCGUACUGCAAGUGACGAUGUUUGUAGCGGUCCUAGCCCUCAAUCAGGAGAGAGUCGAAGAUUCAAGGAUGGAUUGUUUUCCUUGUUUCAAGGUCCCCGGAGAAAACAGAGACAAUGGGCAUCCCAAUGGGUUGACAACGAGGGAUAUCAGGAUGUCAGCCUACCCCGUGGAUGAGAGCAUUCUGCAAGGCUUUAUUCGAAAAAAAUAUGCCCCAGGCUUAUUGCAAAGGAAGGCAAAGUGGGGUGUCAUGAUGUUGUUUUUUGGGUUAUUUACCGCAAGCUUGGCACUCCUCCCCAAGAUAGAGCUUGGCCUUGAUCAAAGAAUUGCUAUACCAACUGAUUCAUAUCUUAUUGGCUAUUUCAACGACCUUUAUGAUUACCUUGGUGUUGGUCCACCGGUCUACUUUGUCACUCAAGAGUACAACAUUACGCAAGCCCACGAGCAGCAGGCCCUAUGCGGACGUUUUUCCACAUGUGAUACUUACUCGCUCUCGAACGUUCUCGAACAAGAACGCAAACGCCCAGAAACCUCAUACAUUGCUGAGCCCGCUGCGAGCUGGAUUGAUGACUAUUUUCUUUGGCUCAAUCCGUCUCUCGAGAAAUGUUGCAGGGUGAAAAAGAGAGACCCUUCGCAACUUUGCGGAGAGUUUGAUAACGACCGACAAUGCAAAAUUUGUUUUGAGGAUAGGGACCCGGCCUGGAAUAUCACCCUCUCUGGGAUGCCACAAGGCCAGGAAUUCCUAGAUUAUCUCAACGUUUGGAUCAAAGCACCGACUGGAGAGGAUUGUCCUUUGGCUGGAAAGGCAGCUUAUUCUCAUGCUAUUGUCCCUGAUUAUGAAAGGACCACCAUCAAUGCAACUCAUUUUAGGACAUCGCACACCCCCUUGAGAAGUCAACAGGACUUUAUUGACGCCUAUGCAUCCGCCCGGAGAAUCGCAGAUACUAUCUCGAAAAAUGCCGGAAUUAAAGUCUUUCCUUAUUCGAAAUUUUACAUAUUUUUUGACCAGUACUCGACCAUAGUCAAUUUGACUGGCGGCUUACUUCUGGCAGCUUUGGGCUGCAUAUUCCUGGUUUCUACGAUACUUCUGGGAAGCAUAAAGACGGGGUUUGUGGUUAGUGCGACUGUGCUCAUGAUUGUCGUGGACAUUCUAGGUGUCAUGGCUGUCUGGGGAGUCAGUUUGAACGCGGUUAGCUUGGUAAACUUGGUUAUUUGUGUUGGGAUUGGUGUCGAGUUUUGUUCACACGUCGCCAGGGCUUUCAUGUUCCCUAGCAGGAGUGUGGUGGAUAGAGCAAAGGCGAAAUUUAGAGGUAGAGAUGCAAGAGCUUUGGGUGCUUUGGUCAAUGUCGGCGGUUCCGUAUUCUCUGGCAUUACUGUUACAAAGCUCAUCGGGGUCUGCGUUCUUGCUUUCACACGCUCAAAGAUCUUUGAGAUAUACUAUUUCCGCAUGUGGCUUGCACUCGUUGUUAUCGGGGCAACUCAUGCAUUGAUAUUUCUACCAGUCGCCUUAAGCUUCUUUGGAGGCGAAGGCUAUCUCCCAGAUGAUGGCCCUGGAGGUCUGGAGGAGGAUCUCAGAAGCAGAACCUAUCGAAAUUUGGUUCCAGCAGAAUACGACUCCAGCUCUGAAGAGGAGUAA
This is a messenger RNA of Morchella sextelata, 3942 nucleotides long. RefSeq lists its product as uncharacterized. Bases 1 to 3942 code for a protein of 1313 amino acids. The record is from RefSeq and is a predicted model, not a curated record. Lineage: Eukaryota; Fungi; Ascomycota; Pezizomycetes; Pezizales; Morchellaceae. Gene Ontology annotation, cellular component: membrane. The transcript has 5 exons. Gene Ontology annotation, molecular function: lipid carrier activity.